Messenger RNA from Xiphias gladius (swordfish), 3044 nucleotides. It is a transcript of the gene afg1lb, whose product is annotated as AFG1 like ATPase b. Lineage: Eukaryota; Metazoa; Chordata; Actinopteri; Istiophoriformes; Xiphiidae. The record is from RefSeq and is a predicted model, not a curated record. Gene Ontology annotation, cellular component: cytoplasm; mitochondrion. Gene Ontology annotation, molecular function: ATP binding; ATP hydrolysis activity. Bases 545 to 2077 code for a protein of 510 amino acids. The transcript has 13 exons.
GCUGGCCCGGACACCUGCUGCUUGGUUUGUUUACAACCCGCCAAAGGGCACAUUGGCCGAAUUCGUUUAUUCGACCAUAGACACAAACGUAUUCAUUUUAUCUGUAUAACGUGGGCCAGUCACAGUUCACAGUGUAAAGUAAUUUCGGCUGAAAUGUGAAAACGCAAGCGAUCCCGUUUUCAACACACAGGCUCAAUGCUUCCCAGGGGCAACGGAGUAAACUCCAUCCACUGACGAUUGACAUGCUCAAAAUUAUUUUAAUUAUUACACAAAAACUUUACUUAGAAAUCAACAAGCGCAAUAAUUAAUAAUUAGUAUCUUAUGUAAUGAUAAGAAAGAGGGAUCUAUAUUGGCUAAAAGCUUUGCAACGAUUUGUUUCCACUGUGCCACUGUUAUGAGCUUAAAUGGAGAGAAAUUAUAUCCGAUAAAAAAUUAUUCAGGACCUGUCACAUUUAAAUCCCCUCCUAUGAACCCUCCACGCUUGUGCAUGUGCGACUUGUACGUCUCAGUGAAUCUCAAUAAAGCUUUGGCGUUUUGAACCAUCAUGGCGGCCCGCACGGUGCCUGCAGCUGUCGGAUGCUCAAUAAAGUUCUUACUCAGAGAUGCAGUUCUGGCCUCGCGGCAGAUUUGCCGUCUGUCAGCCGGUUGCACGGGGAGAGGUUACACUAGUUGGAGGACAUGUAGUUCGUCUGCCUCAUCCGGCUCCCCUGAGUCUCCGGCAGCAGAUGUUUCUGCCUCGGCUGAAGCCAUUGGACACUACGACCGCCUCGUCCAGUGUGGUUCCCUGAGGAACGACGCUCAGCAGAGACACGUCCUCCAGCAGCUGGCUCAGCUGCAGCACACCCUGAAGAAGUACAGUAACAGCACGUACCUGAGCCCACCUCCUCCAGGACUAGACUCAAAAGAUGGCAGCAGUCAACUCGGGAAAGAUAAUGACCCCUACAUUACUGCAGCUGAAAACAAAGGUGGCGAAUCAGCUGCUAAGGAAGAGCCGACUCCACGACCACCCAAAGGCUUCUAUAUCUACGGAGAUGUUGGCACAGGGAAGACCAUGCUUAUGGAUUUGUUUUACUCCCAUGUGGAAAACACCCUUAAAAAGAGAGUCCACUUCAAUGGCUUCAUGUUGGACAUCCACAAAAGGAUCCAUUGGAGGAAACAAAGCCUGCCAAAGCGAAAGCUAGGAAAGAUGUUCACCUAUGACCCCAUAUCACCGGUUGCCAUGGAGAUCAGCCAUGAAACCUGCCUCUUGUGUUUUGACGAGUUUCAGGUGACUGACAUUGCUGAUGCCAUGAUCCUGAAGCAGCUGUUUGAGACGCUGUUCAAGACCGGAGUGGUGGUGGUGGCCACCUCCAACAGACCCCCUGAUGAUCUGUACAAAAACGGACUUCAGAGGGACACCUUCCUACCUUUCAUCGACAUGCUGAAGGAGUACUGCCACACCAUCUGCCUAGAUGCUGGGAUUGACUACAGGAGGCUGGACAAGGUUGCAUCAGGGAAACUCUACUACCUCACAGGGGAGCCUGGGGCAGAGGCCUCCUUGGAUGCACUGUUUGAGGAGCUGGCUUUAAGACAAAACAGUGUUACAGGUCCUCGGGUGCUCACAGUGCUGGGCAGAGAUUUGACUCUGGAGAAGUCCUGUGGCUGCAUCGCCGACUGUACUUUUGACGAGCUGUGUGGCAGACCUCUGGGUGCCAGUGACUACCUGGAAAUAGCACGACUCUUUGACACGGUAUUUAUCCGCCAUGUUCCAAUGCUGACGCUGGCACUGAAGGACCAGGCCAGACGUUUCACCACCCUCAUAGACAACUUCUAUGACAACAAGGUGAGAGUGGUGCUGCUGGCGACGGCUCCUUUAGACCGGCUGUUUGUCCACUCUGGAGGGGAAGAUGAGAGGGACCGACAGCUGCUGGAUGACCUGGGCCUCAGUGGGGAGGCAGCAGAGCGUCUGACUCUGUUCACAGCUGAGGAGGAGAUCUUUGCCUUCCAGAGGACCGUGUCCAGACUGAUGGAGAUGCAAACUGAGUCAUACUGGAUAAAGGGAGACCGCGGUCACGGCAAGACACACAUGAACACGUAACAGCCAGUUCUGACUGCCAGGAUAAUUAUAUACAGUACCUCCAGACAACACAGUACCUCACUAACUACUGACACUGCGUAAGCAAAAGGUCCUAUUUAGCAGAAAUAGAAAAGAUCAAGUCUUUUUUGGGCAACAGAAGCUAAAUGUUUUGGGGAAUAAGCAGCAGUUUACUCCAAUAUGUCCAGAAAAUGCCUGCUAUCCACAAUAAAUCUAUAACUAUGUAAAUCUGGCUACCUGUUUUCCUUUGGGUCUGACUUCUUUUUAUCCUGUGCAUGUGUGUUAUAUCUUUUUACUGUUUGGUCCUACUCUAUGAGGCAUACUCUCUCCCCAUGGAGGGAGAGAUCAUUUUAAAUAGUAUAGAAAGCUCUCCAAUGUGUGUGAGACCAUAACGGGCUUAUUCCAGGGGCCAAGUGUCCUUCCCAGUAGUUGGCUACCGCCCUCUAGCGGUGAACGUGAAAAGGGUAAAAUAUCCUUAAGCUGUUUCUGUUUUUAUGUAACAAUCCCAGCCUCUGUGCGGUUUGGAAUUAAAUCUCAAAUGUAGGAACAUGGUGUGAAUAAAUCUUAUUAAUGAGAUUAAUCCAUAUUUUUGAUGAUUGAACCCAGAAAUUUGUAUUCAGGGAAAUUUUGAGCCACCUUAAUGUUAAGCUCAGUAGCUGUUAAACUGGCAUUGAUGUACAGUAUUCGAAGUCUGGAUUCUUAUCAAGUAGAACUGGACUCGAUUUUGACUUGGACUUUAUCAGAAUGGUCUGAAUACAGUUGCUAUUCCUAACACUGUACUUUGUUUCUAUUGGAAGAGGAAAUUUGUCUUGCAUUUUACAGGCAACGGCACAGACAACAGCUCAAGUGAGAAAUUCAAUAGAAUAAAACUGUCAAGACCAACAGUUGUGUAGGACAGUUUCAUGAAUCCAGACUUUUAUAGAAGUAGUGACAUGCUGGUGUGUAGCCAAGAUCAACUAUCCUAUUUCAU